AUGGACACUUCAGAAAUACACAACAGUAACAGUCUUUUGGAAAAAUGGAAGAAAAAGAACAUAUUAUUUGAGAAGCUUUUUUAUAAUGUAAAAAAUUUGUUUCCGAAAAAUAAAUUACAAUAUACAUAUAUAAAUACAUUUUUGUUAUGUUUGUUCUUUACAUUUAUACAUAAAUACCUUGAUCAAACAUUACCAUCAUUAUAUAAAUCAAUAGAGAAUGAUUUUAAUAUAGACGUAAGGACUUUGUAUUAUAUGAACACAAUUUACAAGUUAGCAUAUGCAACUUGCAAUUUUUUUUUUGCAUUGUUUUUUGAUUAUUCUUUUAAAAAAAUUUCUUCUUUAAAAUGUGAUAAUGUGAAUAAUGCAGAAUUAAAUAAUAAUACUCACUAUGAAAUAAGUUUUAAAAAUGAACUCGAACAUAAGGAAACUUCGAAAUUAAUGGGGGAAAUGAACAUUCGAAUGAAUGAGGAUAAAUCUCCUUGGCUAGUUGGUGAAAUGAGGAAAACAGUAAAAGAAGGGGAAGAAGAGGAAGCAGAAGAAGAAGAAGAAAAAGAAGAAGGAAAAAAAAAAAAAAAAAAUAAAACAAAGGAGGAAGAAAUAGAAGAGGAAGAGAAAUUAUUUGAUGAUAAAAAAUACGCAGAAAAUAUACCUAUAUCAAAUGAGGAAGUGACAUUAGGUGAAUAUGGAUAUACUCUGAAUGUACUCUUUAUAUCAUCAAUAACUUAUAUAAUAGUUAUAUUUGGAAUAAUGAUUUCUAACAAUUUCGUAUAUUUUUUUUUUUUUAUGUUUAUUAUGGGUAUUAAUAAUGCAUGUAUAUAUAUAUUAAUACAAAAAAUAUAUACGAAUAAAGUGUUUAGUGAAAAUAGAAGCACGAUUUUUGGUUUCUUGCAUUUUUUUUCAUCCAUUUCACAUACGUUGUCUAUAUCCAUAAAUACAAAUUUAAGUAAUAAAUUAUAUUUAGGAUUCAAUGGUUGGCGUAUAUGCUAUUUCAUCAUUUCCUUUUUUCCAAUUUUUGUAUGUAUAUAUUUGUUAAAAUUAAUAAAGAAAAAUAAAUUAGGAAAAGAUAGAAGGAAAAAUAACAAUCUGAAUUAUAUGGUAUCAUUUGAUAACUUGGAAGAUUUAUACGAAGAAAAUUUUAAGGGUAAUAAUAAUUACUAUUAUAAUAAAGAAGGAAAUGAUGAAUUAUUAUGCUUUAACUUAUCAAAUAAGGAAAAUGAAUUAGGAAAAGAAGUGUCUACAUUUAAUAUAAAACAGAAUAUUUCGAAAAACGAUACCAUUAAUGAAAUACAAAGGGAAAAAUUCACAGAAGUGAAGAAGACAUAUUACAACAGCAGUAAAUUAAAUAAAGAUGGAUAUAUGUUUAGAGGGAAUGAAAACGAUUCUUAUUUAAAUAAUAUGAACAGAUGCACAGCUAUGGAUAAUAUAAGCACAGGGGAUAAUUAUAAUUCCACAAGUCUUAUAUCAAGUAGUGAUAAAAUGAAUAGUAGUAUUAUCAAGAGGACCAUUAAUAAUUUGUCCUUCAAGAGGGACAGAUUGAAGCAGUACAAUAAGAAUGACCGCGUCAGGUGUGAUGCCCCCACAAAUAGCAGUGAUAAUAAUAGUAAAAAUUGUAGUAACAGUUACGGUAACCAUCACAAUAGCUAUAAUUAUGGUAAUAUCAAGGAGGGCGUAAAAAAUACCUUCCAGAACAGCACAAACAAUGCGAAUGAUGAGAGAAGCUCCGGUUCAAUAUUUACGACUCAGAAAGAUGAAAGUGAUAAUUUUGAGCAAAAGGAUGAACUAUCUAAUUUACUGGAAAGAGGUGGGAACGAAAAGGGGAAAAAAUUAAAAUAUGAAUUUUCGUAUUUAUAUGAAAUAAAAUAUGUUUUUAAAAAUUACAGCUUUUGGUUGAUGAUUACAAUGGGAAUGUUAAAUGCAAUACCAAGACAUGUUCUAAGUUUAAUGAUUUAUUUUUUUCAGUAUUGUAAUAUUUCUGAUUUUAAAAGUGGUUUUAUUAUGUCAUCAAGUUGGUUAUGUGCAAGUUUAAUAUCACCAUUUAUUGGAAUAAUAAGUGAUUAUAUCUACAAAUUGAACAAAGAUAUAAAUCGUCAACUAAUAGGUAUGAGUACCCACUGCUGUAGGAUUGUUUUAAUGUUUACUUUAUUUUUUUUUAUACCAAAAGAAGCAGAUUCUUUCAUUUAUUUUGUAAUUAUUUCCGUAUUCAUGGGUAUAUUAAGUGGAUGGAUAAAUAUCGGUACGCAUAAACCUAUAAUCAUUGAUAUAGUUAAACAAAGACAUACAGCUUUUGUUAUGGCAUUAAUGAAUGCAUUUGAAAAUAUUGGGUCUUCCAUUGUAGGUACCUUUUUUUUAUCCUUUUUGUUAAAUCGAUAUAAUUAUAUUGAUAAAAAGAAUAUAAAAGGUAUUAACACGAAUGUUAAUAAACAUAAUGUUCAUGUUUUGUCAGAUGUUUUAUUAAUUCUCACUUGUUUACCAUGGUUAUUGUCCUUUUGUCUUCUAUAUGUUCUUAAAUUUACGUAUAAAAAAGAUAAAAUGUAUAAUAAUAUAAUUUAA
Plasmodium malariae is the source of this 2550-nucleotide messenger RNA. It is a transcript of the gene MFS5, whose product is annotated as major facilitator superfamily domain-containing protein, putative. The record is from RefSeq and is a predicted model, not a curated record. Gene Ontology annotation, cellular component: membrane. Lineage: Eukaryota; Apicomplexa; Aconoidasida; Haemosporida; Plasmodiidae. Gene Ontology annotation, molecular function: transmembrane transporter activity. Gene Ontology annotation, biological process: transmembrane transport. The transcript has a single exon. The coding region runs from base 1 to 2550 and encodes 849 amino acids.